AUGUCCUGCACCGAAGGAUCUGGCAAGAGCCACAAGGAAAUCCCAGGCGACCCGCGGACAGUGAAGAGCCAAGUUUUGGAGACCGGAGCAUCGAUGAUCCAAGACUUCACUCCAGUCAAACAGAUCUGUGCCCAUCUCAAUGCGUUUCACACCUACGCCACUGACCCAACCCGCUGCGUUGAGGCCAAUCAUUACUGUACACAUCUCACAGAGGACGUGCGACAAUGUUUGAUAUAUGACUCACCCGAGAAAAACGCGCGCCUUCUCGGCGUGGAGUACAUGGUUUCGCCGCGAAUUUUCGCAACCCUCCCAGAAGAAGAGCGUAAGCUCUGGCAUACUCAUGAGUUCGAGGUCAAGAGCGGGAUGCUCAUUAUGCCUGCGCCAGCUGGAGUUCCCAAUUCAGUAUGGGAGACUGCUGAGACUGCUGAGAUGCAGGACGUUGCACCGAUAUAUGGGAAGACUUAUCAUUUCUGGCAGGUAGACCGUGGCGAUCCUGUUCCUAUGGGCCCGCCGCAGUUGAUGGGAAGCUUUAUAUCGCCUGAGAGUGUAGAAGUGGCCAAGCCUGGAGGGCUGGAUGAAUUGCUUGCGGAAAGAGACGCAAGGUUCGGGGUGGACUAUCGCCAGAAGGCGAAGAAAAGGGAAGGUAUCGAGCCGGGACCGAGAGGUCACAUGACCGUCAUCCAACAUCCGCGGAAGUCAGUUGUUGGAGCUCUUGAUGAUAGCUCUCACCACAUGGAGAAACUUCUCCGGUCUACGCUUAGGCUUGCGAAUGUUCGCACUGCCGGUCGGCUUGCGCUCAAUGGCGCCGGCACCUUCUGUGCGUGCUCACUGAUCUGGGAGCAUCUGAUCACCGUCCAGCUCAGCGCGGGUCCUUCAAUGUACCCGACUUUCGACGUACGCGGCGAUUGGCUGUUGAUUUCACGACUUCACCGCAAUGGAAAGGGGAUCGAGGUUGGCGAUAUUGUGCGAUUCGGCCACCCGAACUUCCAGGGCGUUCACGUCGCGAAGCGGGUGGUAGGCAUGCCUGGAGAUUUCGUUUGUCAGGACCAGCCACUCAGUUCGGAGAUUGGCAAGGACCAGAAUAUGAUACAAAUCCCCGAGGGCCACGUCUUUCUAGCCGGCGACAACCUUCCUUGGUCCAGAGAUUCACGAAAUUACGGUCCUGUUCCCAUGGGCCUCAUUAAUGGAAAGAUAAUCGCACGAGUCUGGCCACCGUCGAAGGCGGAAUGGAUACAAAAUCCGCUACAGCCUGCGCGAUUGGAGGGCAGCAUCUGA
Messenger RNA from Penicillium brevicompactum, 1275 nucleotides. RefSeq names its product Peptidase S26A signal peptidase I. NCBI's taxonomy places the organism in Eukaryota, Fungi, Ascomycota, Eurotiomycetes, Eurotiales, Aspergillaceae. Gene Ontology annotation, cellular component: membrane. Gene Ontology annotation, molecular function: serine-type endopeptidase activity. The transcript has 5 exons. The record is from RefSeq and is a predicted model, not a curated record. The coding region runs from base 1 to 1275 and encodes 424 amino acids.